AUGCAGAGGCAUAUUCCUAUCAUCAAACUUCUGCUUGCAGGAGGUUGUGAUCCUAAUAUUACGUGUGGUGGCAAGGUCCCUUUGCAUUAUGUUGCUCCAGCUCCUGCUACAAGCACGACUAUGGAAAUUGUCCGUCUUUUACUCGAUGCUGGGGCUGAACCUGCCAGUUGGGUCCAAUCGCCAUUCGAUCUUGCCUUGGAAACCGGCAAUGAGCCGUUCGUCGAUUACGUCUUCCAACACUAUGUUUUUGAUACCGAAGUUAUUCUGGAUAUGGUUGAUAAGAUAGCCGGACAGCAUAAGGGAUUGGCGUCUUUCCUCCUAAAGAAGAUUGAUUUGGACCACACAAUCAAUUUUGGUACAGGUGCACGAUCCAAGCUUCUGUGUGUUGCUGUAGCUGGCGGCUUCGAGGAUUUGCUAGAGAGACUAUUAUCAACGAGGACGUCUGUCCUUAGCAACUGGAAUUGUAACUGUGGCCAUAGAGAUAUCAUGGCUCUGGCCGUUGCAUCUGGCAAUAUCAAAAUGAUAGAGUUGUUGCUCUAUUAUGGCGAAUCUCUUUAUGACGCCGUGACUUAUCCCGCAGUCAUUAUUGAGAAAGACACAAAUGGGAACUGGGAUCCCGAUGAUUGCCCCUCUUCGAUGAUUCUCGCGCUUGACCGAGGCCAUGAUGAUGUCGUAAAGUACAUCAUUAACCAGGGCUUUGAUGUUGUAUUUGCGUCACAGCAUGGGAAGGACCUUUUCAACAGAGCACUCUAUCUGGGCAAAGUGGAAAUCCUCCAAAUGCUUUUUGAGACUUCUGCCCCAUCGAUUGAAGAUAUUGCGUUUUCAGAGGACGGCCUAUCAAUCCAGCUCGCGGUAUUAGGAGGAGAAGCCGCCUUCAGAUUACUCCUCCAGCGUGGAGUACGACUACAACCGGAUUGCGUUGGGCAUUCCCGCGCAUUGGCAUAUGCUGCUGUGCUAGCUAAUGUGCCUAUCUUGAAGAUGUUCUUAGAUGCGGGUUUUAGUCUGGAUGUGCAAGGCGAAUUCGGAUUAUCAUUCGCACUCGAUGGAAGUAGAGGUGGUACACUCCUCGCUCUCGCAGCUCAGGCUAAAGAUCGAGAUGCCGCGCAAGCUGCGGUUAAUUUUUUGCUAGAACGCGGGGCACAGCUCAACCAGCCAGGCAGCUCUCGCAAUUACACUCCUUUGCUCUGCACGGUCUCGGGAGUGGCUAGAAAUUAUGUUUGGAAUAUUAAAUGGUUCAUCGGGAAGAUACGUAAGACCGAGGCAGACGAAGUCCAGCGUGAGAUAGUACGUGAAGAAUUGUUCGAAACUACCGACCGCGGUGUACUGGCAACGAAGCUUCUAUUAGAGAAAGGGGCCGAUCCUCUCUUUUGCAACGGAAGUGGGGAGUCUGCCUUGGCCGUGGCUGCAGGGAAAAAUGAUAUCGGAACGGUUAAGAUGCUGCUGAAAUAUGUUGAUCAAGACGUUCCGAUCAGUACCAUCAGGUCUCAUGUAAUGGCAGCGAUGGACCCUUCUGACGAUUAUCAUGGGAUUCUUGGGCGGUGGAAGGUCAAGCCUUCUUUAGGCAUACAAGAGACACUCUGGAAUUAUUAUUGGCGUAAGGCUUACCCUGCUAGCGAAUAG
Molecule: messenger RNA, 1620 nt
Organism: Penicillium mononematosum
Lineage: Eukaryota; Fungi; Ascomycota; Eurotiomycetes; Eurotiales; Aspergillaceae
Exons: 1
Coding region: 1-1620 (539 amino acids)
Molecular function (GO): protein binding
Source: RefSeq, a predicted model, not a curated record